Gregarina niphandrodes is the source of this 1347-nucleotide messenger RNA. RefSeq lists its product as hypothetical. The record is from RefSeq and is a predicted model, not a curated record. The transcript has a single exon. Bases 1 to 1347 code for a protein of 448 amino acids. Lineage: Eukaryota; Apicomplexa; Conoidasida; Eugregarinorida; Gregarinidae.
AUGAUCAAUUCCUCGGCGCCGUUUAUGGAGGGAAACGGAGACUUGGAGGAAGUGUUUGCGGGGGCGUUGGUGGAAGACUGGCCAGAAAGCGUGUAUGAGCCAGUUGUGGCGGAAUCAUUGGUUGGGUUACCGGCUUUCCGGGAAUUGUGCGAUUUGGCAGCGACGGUGAAGGGUGAUCUUCGUGCCCAGGCUAGUGCGUGGAGUAGUUCCCUGCGGCAGGGUCAGGUAGUUGUGGGAAACUUCGGCAUCCGCAACAACAAGAGUGAGCCACUCGUGGCAGUGAUACCGGGUACGGACUAUGACGGCAAUCGCUUCCACAAGUUUAUUUUCGGAGUGCAGAGAUGCUCCGAUAGGGAUGCGGCUCAGCCGAGCCUCCAGCGCAAUUCCUCACAAAGCGGCAGCGACUCGGGUGGCUCAUUCGGCGAAGACUCACUCAGCAGCACCUCGCUGGGAAGCGACAUAUCUGGCACUGACUUGUUCAAGGCGGAGGCAUCUGGCAAGGCGGAGGCAUCUGGCAAGGCGGAGGCAUCUGGCAAGGCGGAGGCAUCUGGCAAGGCGGAGGCGUCUGGCAAGGCGUUAGGAAAGAAGAGUCGGAAAGAAAAGUCUCUGAUUCCGGUGUUGGACGCGCAAUACCGGACCAGCUGUUUGGCGCUCGACGGUUUGGAAAUUUUGCGGCCGCUCUAUCAGUACUUCACGACAAAUGCCAUUGAAGGUCUCCAGCCGAAUGCGUUGGAGCUACUCAAAAUGCGAGGCUCCACGGUUACUGAAGACGCCCGCCCUAGUGUGUUGAAACUCGCCCAGUACGUCUCCGUCAGCGGCUGUGAAACGUCCCUCGGCCGCAGACGCGACCGGCCCCACCACCUUGUCCACAGCCGUCUUUACUUCGCCACCGCUUCCACGCUACGCUGGGUUGUACCUCAGUCACCUGCCCAAUAUGCACUGGCUGAUGCACUUACUGAAUCCUUGCGGCCAGCCAGUCUGGAUCAUGCAGCCCGCGGCUCUGUCCCCCAUGACGUGCAAGUCCUCCUCAACACGCUCUGCAAUCUCUAUGCCGAUAGCAAAGCAACCUCCAAAGCCGUAGCCAAGGGUGAAUCGACCAAGGGUGACCCGACUAAAGGUGGCUCGACCAAGGGUGACUCGACCAAGGGUGACUCGACCAAGGGUGACCCGACUAAAGGUGGCUCGACCAAGGGUGACUCGACCAAGAGUGACUCGACCAAGGCUGACUCGACGAAGACUGACGCUACCAAGUCUAGCGAUUUAUCUGCUUCCUCACGUACGUUUAUAGCUGAGGCUCUCCCACCGCCAGAGGCAGGUGUCUUCUCACUGACUUGGACCACAUUUUAG